Molecule: messenger RNA, 963 nt
Organism: Brassica oleracea var. oleracea
Lineage: Eukaryota; Viridiplantae; Streptophyta; Magnoliopsida; Brassicales; Brassicaceae
Product: U3 small nucleolar ribonucleoprotein protein MPP10-like
Biological process (GO): rRNA processing
Cellular component (GO): Mpp10 complex; small-subunit processome; sno(s)RNA-containing ribonucleoprotein complex
Source: RefSeq, a predicted model, not a curated record
GGUAUUGAAGAUGAGAGAUGUCAUUGAAGAUGGAGACCAAGUAUUGAUUGUCCUUAAGCAUUGUGAUAUGCUAUUUACUUCAUUUCUCGUUAGUGAAAUUGUACACGAGAUCUGACUGACGAAUCGAAUUCGUCUUACAUUAAGGCAAUGAAAACCUCUCUACCCAUGAGAAAGAACUACUAAAGCUUCAAUCCAAGAUUGAUCAGAUGGAGAAAGCAAACUUAGAUCCUAAACACUGGACUAUGCAGGGAGAGGCUCGUUUUGAUGAUGUUCAACCAGCGCCUAGUCUGCCCACUAAAUCCAAAAGAGAAGUCAAGGAAUUGCACGAUAGUAAAAGCAAGAAAGGUCUUGCUGAAGUUUACGAGGAAGAAUACGUUCAGAAGUCUAAUCCGUUAUUUGCUCCAUCAACUUUCACUGAUGAACUGAAGAAAGAGUCAAGCAUGCUAUUCAAACUAUGCCUGAAGUUGGAUGCUCUCUCACACUUCCAUUUUACACCUAAACCAGUAAUAGAAGAAAUGUCUAUACAGACAAACGUCCCAGCCAUAGCAAUGGAAGAGGUUGCGCCAGUGGCAGUGUCAGAUGCAGCAAUGCUUGCUCCAGAGGAAAUAUUUUCGGGGACAGGCAAAAUAAAGGAAGAGUUAGAGCUUACACAGGAAGAGAGAAAGAGGAGGAGAGCUAAGAAGAAGAGAAAGUUCAAAGCUGAAUCUGCAAAACAACCUGUGAAGAAGGCGCGUGAUACUACUAGUACAGAGAUGUCUAAAACUGGUAAUGAAUAACGGUGGAAGAGAGGAGAGGGUAUUACAGAGGCAGAAGAGUUGAGUUGAGGCAAAUCUACUAAACACAAGACUACUUCAAAGAUUAGAUGAUACCAACAACAGUUUAGCAUGUCAGAAGUAUUUAAAUUUUGUUCUCAAGGUUCGGAUCAGUGAUUUGGCAUUUUUUUUUUAUCUGACCAUGAUGAAU